Vigna radiata var. radiata (mung bean) is the source of this 1413-nucleotide messenger RNA. Its product is annotated as probable ADP-ribosylation factor GTPase-activating protein AGD15. The coding region runs from base 349 to 1020 and encodes 223 amino acids. Gene Ontology annotation, molecular function: GTPase activator activity. The record is from RefSeq and is a predicted model, not a curated record. The transcript is spliced from 9 exons. NCBI's taxonomy places the organism in Eukaryota, Viridiplantae, Streptophyta, Magnoliopsida, Fabales, Fabaceae.
AAUGAUAAUAAAUAAGUGAUAUUAUAGUAUUAUUUUAGUGAAAAGGAGAAAGAAAGAAAAAAAAGGAAAACAUUGGAAAGUGUCACUUGAUUUAAUCUGUAUUGUUGAUGCAAUUGUAUUGCCAGCAAUGUUGACAUGUGAAAGUCACAAAGAAAGAGGGAGUGAUGAUGGUGGCAGGGUUGGAGGUCACGCCAGCCACACCAAUGCUUUUGUAUUUUGGAUUAUAAAACCAUUCCUCGUCCCUGCUUAACAUUUUCAUUCCUCUCUUCACACUCUUGUUUUGCUCUUCCCUCGCUCUGCACUGCACACACAACAUGAACGGGAAAGCCUCCAUCUCUAAGGAGCUCAAUGCCAAACACGCCAAGGUUUCAUCUGUUUAUAUUAUCUAUCUUGGAAGGACUUCUUAAGCUGCCCGAGAACAGGGAAUGUGCAGACUGCCGGAACAGGGCACCGCGAUGGGCUAGUGUUAACCUAGGGAUUUUCAUUUGCAUGCAAUGUUCAGGAAUUCACCGAAGCCUUGGAGUUCAUAUAUCGAAGGUGCGGUCCACAACUUUAGAUACGUGGUUACCGGACCAAGUUUCUUUCAUGCAAUUCAUGGGCAAUGUAAAGUCAAAUAGGCACUGGGAAGCAGAAAUGCCACCAAAUUUUGAUAGAAGUAAAUUGGCAAUGGAGAAGUUUAUCCGUAUGAAGUAUGUAGAGAAAAGAUGGGCUUCAAAAGAUGAAGAGCAAUCAACAUCAAAUGGAGGCAUUAUGAAGAACAACAGGAGACUCUCUCUUGAAGAAAGCAUUCUUGCAAACCACGUCGUACAAAUUCUACCCCCAAUAACAAGACCUCGAGGGGGCUUUAUAGACACGCAAAAGAAGAAUUCUCCUCCAUUUAAAAGGCCAUCCUCAUCUGUUGAUUUUGACAAGUCUACAAAGAGCAUCGCUACUGGGAACAUUUUCAACUUGCUUUGCAUCUAUGACGAUAACAAAAAUUUCUCAACAGUGCCACCUUCAACUUGGGCAACAUUUGAUUGAGAAGCUUCAGGAUUUUAAUUCAUAGCCUUUUCAAUUAAUCCUUGGUGUAGAUUUCACAACAUUAUAGUUUCUUUUGAAGCUGUGAAGUGGGCUUGAGCGUUUUGCUGCAAAAGGUUUGUUUGAGUACAAUGUUUUGAACCGGACAUGAGCAUUUGUUGUUGAAAUUGCGCAACUUGAAUUACAUUGUAGUUCAUUGUUCUUACAACAUUACCUAAUCUGAGAUGUAUAAGAGGAGGGAGGACAUAGUAGUUAUAUUUCUUCUGUAACGAAGUUUUCCUCACUAGAACAAAACAAUAAACUGUAAGUCUAAUAUAAAUUAACCAACGUUUGUCCAACUCUUUUUUCUUUUUCUGUCAAAAUAAAUGGACAUUGUUAGCAUUACAGUGAAUUUUA